AUGGCGCCGGCAGCGUAACGACUCCGCAGGACGGCGACCUGCACUGCGCAGUCGCCACGCGGCAUCGGCGCUUGGCACAUCGAUUGCUGCGCGAGCGGCUCUGUUGCCUGCGCCGCGUCACUGCAGGCUGCUGUUUCGGUGUGAGGAGGCAGGUCUGUGGCCACCGCCGAGGAUGGACAUCAGGCCGAACCACACCAUCUACAUCAACAACAUCAACGACAAGAUUAAGAAAGAAGAACUGAAGAGGUCACUGUAUGCGUUAUUCUCACAGUUUGGCCAUGUGGUUGACAUUGUGGCUUUAAAGACUAUGAAGAUGAGAGGACAGGCUUUUGUUAUAUUUAAAGAACUUGGAUCAUCUACCAAUGCUUUGAGACAACUACAAGGCUUUCCAUUUUAUGGGAAACCAAUGCGUAUUCAGUAUGCAAAAACAGACUCUGAUAUCAUCUCUAAAAUGCGUGGUACUUUUGCCGAUAAGGAAAAAAGGAAGGAAAAGAAGAAGGCCAAAUCUCUGGAGCAGUCAGCAAAUGCAGCAAAUAAAAAGGUUAUCCAGGGAGCAACACAAAAUUCAGCCAAUGCCCCAGGGACUGCAGCACAGAAUCAGCAGGUGCCUGAUAACCCACCAAACUAUAUCCUUUUCCUUAAUAACUUGCCUGAGGAAACAAAUGAGAUGAUGCUGUCCAUGUUAUUCAAUCAGUUUCCUGGAUUUAAAGAAGUACGCUUAGUGCCUGGGCGCCAUGACAUUGCAUUUGUGGAGUUUGAAAAUGAGAAUCAAGCAGGAGCUGCUCGAGAUGCUCUCCAAGGAUUUAAGAUUACUCCAUCUCAUGCCAUGAAAAUCACUUAUGCGAAGAAAUAAUGGGAUGCUCCUAUAAAGGACUUCUGUGGAUAGUUGGAUUUUUAAUGUGAUGAUACUUUGAUCAGCUAGCAUGUUUGCUGUUCUCUAUGGGAAACUUAAGACUUGUGUAAAAUUACCACAGCAGCCAGGACAGACAUGAAAUUUCCAUGGAUCUACUGGAUAGUAAAUCUUUGUGUUGAAAUACUAAUUUUUAUAAAAUUCAGUUUAUGCUGUUUUCAA
This is a messenger RNA of Phalacrocorax carbo (great cormorant), 1072 nucleotides long. NCBI's taxonomy places the organism in Eukaryota, Metazoa, Chordata, Aves, Suliformes, Phalacrocoracidae. The record is from RefSeq and is a predicted model, not a curated record.